Molecule: messenger RNA, 3160 nt
Organism: Branchiostoma belcheri (Belcher's lancelet)
Lineage: Eukaryota; Metazoa; Chordata; Leptocardii; Amphioxiformes; Branchiostomatidae
Product: deleted in malignant brain tumors 1 protein-like
Exons: 20
Cellular component (GO): membrane
Molecular function (GO): protein binding
Source: RefSeq, a predicted model, not a curated record
CAAAGGGCGAUGGAGAAAACAGCAGAGAGAGCCGCUGGUACACAACACCAGCGUACAAUACUUGGGACCCGUUGGGCUGCGCCUCGUGGGAUGACUUCCAGUGCUAUGACGGCCGGUGCAUACCCCGAUCCUGGGUCUGCGAUGGCUAUCAGGACUGUUCACAAGGCGAAGACGAGUAUUUACAAUAUUGCUCCUAUGCUCUGGCAACGGGGCAACCAUGGACACAGCCAAGCCAGACUACAGACUGGGGAUGGUGGGAAACAACAACACCAGGGGCGAAUGAAACCAACGCUACCUGCAACUUCGACCAUGGUGACUGCGGCUACAGCAAUAUUAAUGAGUCGUCAAGCGUUCAGUGGAUACGACGCAGCGGUUCCACACCUUCUUCUUCAACUGGCCCGAGCGGAGAUCACACGACAGGGCAUGGGUACUACAUGUACAUCGAGACUUCAUACGGGUACACGGGAGAUGUAGCCCGUCUUAUCAGCCCCACCGUCUACGACAGUGAUUGGUACUGUCUGCAGUUCGCCUACCACAUGUACGGGACUGACAUCAGGGAACUACGGGUACUGAUCGGGUCAAACCUCGUGUGGAGCCGGUCGUACAACCAAGGAAGUCGCUGGCAUCUGGCUUCCGUGCAAGUCUACAUACGCAACGAUCAGGUCGUGUUUGAAGGUGUUCGUGGUAGCGGCUUCAGAGGGGACAUCGCCAUUGACGACGUUGUCCUGAACCCUGGAGCCUGUCCAACAGAUGUGGAAACCACUACAGAAGAACCAACCCCCGGCUGGUGGGAACAAACCACAAAUUACUGGUGGGGAGCUUCGGCUACGCCAGACGCCGUCCCAUGUGGCGGGCACUUCUACCAAUCUUCCGGUGUCAUCGAGAGUCCGCACUACCCAAACAACUACUUUAACAACGCCAACUGCCAGUGGACCAUCACCGGGAGCCACGGAACUAGAGUGGGAAUCACAGUGGAGCGUUACAACCUGGAAUCCGGUUAUGACUACCUGAACAUUUACGAUGGUCGAUUCACCAGUUCGCCCAGACUUGCUCGCCUUAGUGGAACAGGAUCCUCGAGGUACUACUACAGCUCAUCCAACGAAGUUCUGAUCCACUUCACAAGCGAUGGAAGCGUAGUAAGGACCGGGUUCAGGAUUAGAUUUGGGGAAAUAAAUGGGACAAACACUCAAGAACCGACCACGGCCUGGAACGAUUGGUGGACGCCAGGUUACCAAACUGAUUAUUACCACAACUUCCAGGUCCGACUGAGGGGCGGUGACGGCUACAGCUACGGCAGAGUGGAGGUCUAUUACAACGGACAGUGGGGGACUGUCUGUAGUGACAACUUCAGCCGGCAAGAAGCCCGAGUCAUCUGCCGUGAGCUGGGAUUCUCAGACUACGACAACUACUACUACAGUGCGUACUUCGGACAGGGCAGCGGACCGAUAUGGAUGGACGACCUUGGCUGCUCUGGGUACGAGAGCUCCCUGCAGUACUGCCCACAUAACGGAUGGGGGAACCACAACUGUGGACACCACGAGGACGUCGCAGUCCGAUGCUGGCAAUACUCUACUCCAGCACCAUAUGCCGGAACUGACAACUACUGGCGCACCGAAGAACCGACCACGGCUCCCGACACUUGGUGGUGGACCACGGCCUGGAACAACUGGUGGACGCCAGGAAACAUCGAUCCUUAUAACAACUUCCAGGUCCGACUGAGGGGCGGAAACUACCACAGCUACGGCAGAGUGGAGGUCUACUACAACGGACAGUGGGGGACUGUCUGUGGCGAUGGUUUUGGCUGGCAGGAAGCCCGAGUCGUCUGCCGUGAGCUGGGAUACUCUACUGUUUACACCUACCACCACAACGCGUACUUCGGCCAGGGCAGCGGACCGAUAUGGAUGGACGACCUGAAUUGCACCGGGUCUGAGAGUUCCCUGCAGGACUGUCCACAUCGCGGCUGGGGGAGCCACAACUGUCACCAUCGGGAGGACAUCGGAGUAGUCUGUGGCUGGCAAUACUCUACUCCAGCACCAUAUGCCGGAACUGACAACUACUGGCGCACCGAAGAACCGACCACGGCUCCCGACACUUGGUGGUGGACCACGGCCUGGAACAACUGGUGGACGCCAGGAAACAUCGAUCCUUAUUACUACUUCCAGGUCCGACUGAGGGGCAACGGCAGUGACUACCACAGCUACGGCAGAGUGGAGGUCUACUACAACGGACAGUGGGGAACUGUCUGCGACGACACCUUCGGGUGGCAGGAAGCCCGAGUCAUCUGCCGUGAACUUGGAUUCUCCGACUACUCCAGCUACCACUACAACGCGUACUUCGGGCAGGGUAGCGGGCCGAUAUGGAUGGACAACCUGCACUGCACCGGGUACGAGAGUUCCCUGCAGUACUGCUCACAUAACGGUUGGGGAAGCCAUAACUGCGGACACUAUGAAGACGUCAGCGUGGUUUGUGCUAUCAAUAGCACUGCGUCUGCGCCACUAUGGUGGACAACGGAUUACUGGAAUGGUACAGGAAGCUGUUCAUCAGCAGGAUGCGGCGGCAAUGCAGGGGGCUGCUACUGUGACGCGGCGUGUGUAUCUGCUAGAGACUGCUGUUACGACUACGUGGAAGUAUGUGGUGGAGCCAACAACACUUAUCUUCCUACAGCCACCCCACCAUGGUACACAUCUCAACCUGGUCCCGUGCAGGUCGACGUCCUAUUGGUAAACGGCAACGGGUACAACACCGGUCUCGUGCUGGUGUUCUACAACGGCCAAUGGGGGUCGAUCUGCGACGACGGCUUCGACAUGGCGGACGCUGACGUCAUCUGUCGGCAGCUCGGCUUCACCGGUGCCGAGGCUUUCUACGAGGAGGCGUACUUCAACGAGGGACACGGACCGAUCUGGUUGGACGAACUCGCCUGCAACGGAGACGAGUCUAACCUGGCUGAAUGCGCUCACCAAGGAUGGGGCAUCCACAACUGUCAACACAAGGAAGACGUGGGACUAAAAUGUGCAGACUUUCAGAUUCGUCUUGCGGACGGAGAUUUCGAUCACGGCCGACUGGAGGUGUACCACGCGGGUCAGUGGGGUACCGUGUGCGACGACAAAUUCGGGCUGAUGGAGGCUAAUGUAGCGUGCCACCGGUGACAGACAGCGUUUAC